UAGAAAAUAUUGCUUAACUCUCGAGUAAAACUGUAAGACUUCUGACUCUGUGUACAGUUGUGUGCUGUUUGGAGAGUAGGGGCUUAAAUGCAAAAUCAGAGCUCUAAAUGCCUCCCCCCACUCUUGGAAAAUGCGAACUUCUACUUAGAAUAGUUGUGGAUAUAAUCUCCUUCCCUGACCUAGCCUCUUCCUGGGAAAAUAUAUUCCCAAAUCAGAAAGGAAGUUGGGAUUAAAUUGGAAAGGUGGAAUUUGGUAGUGGUAGAAUUGCAAUCUUGGAUUAUGUUCGGUGAAUGCUGACAUUGUUAUGUCAAUUAUCAGUGAUUUGUUAAUCACAAGAAAGUCUGAAAGUGGGGCAAUUUCCCCUAAAAAGGGGAAAUUGAGAGCUUUUAUGACAAAGAGGCUGAAUAGUCUAUAUGUGUAGGAUGAAAUAUAAAAAUGUAUAUAAUUAAUAAUAUGUGUGGUAGUUUUAAGAAGUAUUCUAGUAACCUAGAACAGCAGUCAGGAAACCUAGAAGCGCUAGGAUAAAAAUUAAUUAGAAAAGAAGAAAUUUUAGUUUCAAUGACUUUUUGUGCUAGCCAAAAAUUUCACAGUGUUUACAAAGUCAAGACAAUGAUUCAGGGAUCCUUCGAUUAUCGUCAUACAUUAUAAAUACUGUUGCUGGGCAAGAUCUGUGGUUCUUUGGUCAGCAAGGUCUGGCAAUGAAACCACUGUCUCUGGUGCAAAGAAUUCUGGGAUGCCUGACAGUGCAAUGGAUGGAAGGACCCACAUUCCAACUCUACUUAAUGUCCUUUUGUCCAGAAAUCGGGUCAUGCAAAUGAGCUACUUGAAAAGUAAAGAAAAAGGAUAUGGAAAACUAAGCAGUGAUGAAGACCUCGAAAUAAUUGUUGAUCAAAAGCAGGUAGUAGGUGUAACCUUGAAGAAAAAGUGGCACUGUCUUCAAAAAAGUGACCUGACCCUGGCUUUGGGAAAAGGCUCUAGGGCGGCAGAUAAGGCUGUUGCCAUGGUGAUGAAGGAGAUACCGAGGGAGGAGUCUGCUGAAGAAAAGCCCCUCCUUACUAUGACAUCACAGCUGGUGAAUGAACAGCAAGAAAGCAGACCCCUCUUGAGUCCCUCCAUCGAUGACUUUCUCUGUGAAACCAAAUCGGAAGCAAUAGCAAGGCCAGUAACGUCCAACACAGCCGUAUUGACCACAGGCUUAGAUCUCCUUGACCUGAGUGAACCCGUCUCUCAAACCCAAACCAAAGCCAAGAAGUUAGAGGCCUCAUCGAAAACCUCAUCCCUCAAGAAAAAGGCUGAUGGAUCUGAUCUCAUCAGUGCAGAUGCUGAGCAGAGAGGCCAGCCUCUCCGAGGGCCAGAGACAUCAUCCUUAGAUUUAGACAUUCAAACACAACUGGAAAAAUGGGAUGAUGUUAAGUUUCAUGGAGAUCGAAAUAGCAAGGGGCAUCCAAUGACAGAAAGAAAGUCAUGUUCAUCUAGAACUGGAUCAAAAGAACUUUUAUGGUCCUCAGAGCACAGAUCUCAACCAGAACUAAGUGGUGGGAAAAGCGCCCUGAACUCUGAGUCAGCUUCAGAAUUGGAAUUAGUGCCUCCAACACAGGCUCGACUAACCAAAGAACAGCGCUGGGGAAGUGCGUUACUUUCCAGAAACCACUCCUUAGAAGAAGAAUUUGAAAGGGCAAAAGCAGCAGUGGAGUCAGAUACAGAGUUUUGGGAUAAGAUGCAAGCAGAAUGGGAAGAAAUGGCCCGGAGGAACUGGAUAUCUGAGAACCAAGAAGCUCAGAACCAAGUUACAAUCUCAGCUAGUGAAAAGGGAUAUUACUUUCAUACUGAAAAUCCCUUCAAGGAUUGGCCAGGAGCAUUUGAAGAAGGCUUAAAACGACUGAAGGAGGGGGACCUGCCUGUCACCAUCCUGUUCAUGGAGGCAGCAAUUCUUCAGGACCCCGGAGAUGCUGAGGCAUGGCAGUUCCUCGGGAUAACCCAGGCAGAGAAUGAAAAUGAACAAGCAGCUAUUGUCGCCCUCCAGAGGUGCUUAGAAUUACAGCCCAACAACUUGAAAGCUUUGAUGGCUCUGGCUGUAAGUUACACUAACACCGGCCAUCAGCAGGAUGCCUGUGAAGCUCUAAAGAACUGGAUUAAGCAAAAUCCAAAGUACAAAUACCUUGUGAAGAGCAAGAAAGGAUCUCCAGGCCUUACUCGGAGGAUGUCCAAGUCUCCAGUUGAUAGCUCUGUUUUGGAAGGAGUUAAGGAAUUAUAUCUGGAAGCUGCCCACCAAAAUGGAGAUAUGAUUGACCCAGACCUACAGACAGGUCUGGGAGUACUGUUCCACCUGAGCGGAGAAUUUAAUAGAGCGAUAGAUGCCUUUAACGCUGCCUUAACUGUUCGGCCAGAGGACUAUUCAUUAUGGAACCGUCUCGGGGCAACCUUGGCAAAUGGAGACCGCAGUGAGGAAGCCGUGGAGGCCUACACACGAGCCCUGGAGAUCCAGCCCGGCUUCAUCCGAUCUAGAUACAAUCUGGGAAUAAGCUGCAUCAAUCUGGGCGCCUACAGAGAAGCGGUCAGCAAUUUUCUCACUGCCCUCAGUUUGCAAAGAAAGAGCAGGAAUCAACAGCAAGUUCCUCAUCCUGCGAUCUCUGGGAACAUCUGGGCUGCCCUCAGAAUCGCACUUUCUCUGAUGGACCAACCAGAACUCUUUCAGGCGGCUAAUCUCGGUGACCUGGAUGUCCUCCUAAGAGCUUUCAACUUGGAUCCUUGAAGGAAAAGAAAAAAAAUUAAAAAUGAUAAAUCCUUGUCUGUGUAAUUAUACUGAGAAAUGCAGAACUAUUUUAUUAUGAAUUCCAAAAAGGAUAAACCAGGUGUCCAAAAGGCCGUGGUGAUAGGACACAGGGAGUUCCUACAGACAAUGCCCAGUCUCUGUUCAGAUUCAAAAGCACAAAAUGUUGUAUAUAGAGUCAAGGAUGGGUUCAAAAGAAGAACUGAGAGGCACAAAGACAAACCAAGAUAAAGUGUGUGAUUACUCUUCACAAGCUGCAAGCAUAUUCAAAACAUGUCCUUUGGGGUUUCUGUCCCCACUUUUGCAGCUGAUGACACACCUAAGCAACUUGCUCGUGGGACACCUGGAGAAAGCACUGCCUCUGAUCAGGGAAUUCUGACUAUUUCUGAACUAUCCCCUGCAAUUCCCCCUUUUACAACGUAGUUUGGGCCAAGGUGCAUGCACAUGUAUUAACCCUUGACUAAAGAGAGGCAUUGCUUAAACCUGUUCUGAUUUUAACUUUUACUGUAGCCCUUCGACUCCAGAGAGGGAGCUUUGCUGUCAAAAGCAGUUUUUGCACUAGAAAUUUUUGCUGUUCCCAAUCAAAACUUUUCUGGGACUGUAUAUAUGCACUUUAAUAUCUUAUUUAUGCCUUGCUGGAGUUUUGUUCCGUUGCUCCAAUUUUUAACUUAGGGGUGAAAGAUUCGAGAACUCGGCCUUGUUAGAUCAAUGGACCAAAUAAAAAUUCCUGAAAAUAGUUUUUCAUAGUGUAGAGUUUUGAAGGAGUUUUUCUCAAAGCAGAUAUGACACAGGGUGUAAAUAUGUCAGACACAGAUCUUUCACAUACUUUCUGGGACCGUAUGAACUUAAGCAAGAGACAUUCUACCAUCCCUUCAUGCAUUCUCUGCAGGGAGGAAUUUUGAUGAUAAUGGGAUUUCUAUAGAGUUAACAUUAACUUGCUUAAAUGUCAUACUUUACUUGCUUUCUACCUGCCCUGCACACCAAUAUUCCUUUUAAACUGUUAAUAUUUUAAAUAGUAUUUCGUAAGAAUGAUAAAUACAUUUUUUCCUAAAAAUUAAGUGUUUUCUUAGUUCCAGAAUAAUCUGCAUUGCUCACCCUUUUGCAUUCUAAGUGAUAGAAGAUCAAUAUUUUCUAGCUGAAUCUCACUGAAUGUCAGCGGUUUAAUAUGAAAGAUGCAUGCCCCUUUGGCUCUGAUUUGGAACAUUAUCAAGUAUCAGGAAUCUUCUGUCGGUAGUGAUGUUUUAUUUCAUUGAUUACAUUCUACUCACUUCUUCAGGAUGUGUUGUGCCUGUUGGGGCUUGGUGAUUAUUUGGAUUGUCAUCAUUUUUUAAAGAAUUAGAAAAAUUAUUUGCAAAAUGCUAACCAAAAUGUAAGAUCACCAAUGUCCAUUUCUAGCAAGUUAUCCUAAUAAGUGGUUCCAUUCUUCUUUAUCUUUUCUCCUUCCUUCCUUCCUCCAGAAUCUUCCCCAAAGCAAUCUGAUCCCAACUUUUUCUUCAUGUUCUUUGGUUGCUGGUUACUCUCACGAUUAUAGUUACCAAGCAAACAGCAUGUGAGUCAAGACAGGUUAACUGACUGGAGAGUUAGCUUCUCCUGGUGGGGGAGGGGCAGGGGUGCAGAUAGAAAUCCUCUCUGCUAUUACCUUGGAAGUUCCUCAGGUAGGAAGGGGUCUUGAGGAAACAGGAAAUCACAAAUCCUUAAGGUUUACAUGUGUUAUAAGAACAGAGAGUUUAUAAAGUUGAAGAGUCUAUAAGGACAAAGAGUUGAGAGCCCUGUGGUAUGCCCGGCUUUCAUCUUCACUGUUGAAACUCACUUGGGCAAAGGUGAUGCCCCGAGCUGGACAGCAGGAGGCAGAAGCAUUAAGGCAUUCACCAUUGGGAAGCAGUAGCAACCCAGUCUUUGCCUACUUCCCUCCAGUCUGAGCAGCAAAUAAAGCUCAACAAUAUUUUCAAGAAAUAUUCUCUAAAAUUUUAGAAUCCUAGAAUCCAGUCUAGGAAGGACUCUCGGGGCCAGACUCCAAGUUCAUGGCAGCUGCCUGCUUGAAUAUCCCCAAUAAAGAACACCCAUUCUCUGCAUGUUCCUCCUUCCAAUUCCCAUGCAUUCACUGUCUGGCCAGCUGAUUUGCAUCCAUCGUAGUUCAUUAGGAGCCUCUGAAUACAGGAGUCAAAGCCAGCUUUGCAGGUUUCUGUUUAUGAUGUCACUCUAUACUUUCAACAGCAACUGAAUUUGCAAUAAUAACAAUAGGCUAUUUUCUUAGCUUUGCUGGCACUACAUGCAUGACAUCAGUUAAUAGUUUAAAGCCUGACAGUAGGGUAAAUGCAGGAUACUUUGAUUUAAUUUGAUUGUUGCUAAGUGGUGACAAAUUUUGCAGCCCAAGUUUGAUUUUGCUGUCAGAAUACAAAGUGAAUUCAGAGGAGAGUAGACAAUUUUCCAUUCCCAUCAUAAUUUGAUAAUUUGCACAGCAUUCAAUAGGACGUUUCUUCAAUGUAUCUAGUGUCCAUCAGAACCAAGACUUUCAGCCUGUUGCCUGUCAGGAAGUGCAGAAUCAUUGCCCAAGACAUUUUUCAAUAAUAUUUUUAAGUAAAAUUAAGUAAAAACAGUUACUAAAAAAUAAGUGAAAGUUUAUAGAAAUCAGAGCACCACUAAAACUUAGUAAUAUUUUAGUUCAGUCUUUACUGUAUACAUUUUUUAAGGCAGAACUGGUUUUGGUAUCUUACCCUGGUGGUAUAAAACUGUCAUUUAAAUUAUUCUUUCCGUUUCAAAGGUCAGGGUGUCCUUGGUUCCUGUCUGACUCACCCUGGGAAGGCUUUGAGUUCCUUUUUUCUGAGAGUAGUACUAAGUAAGUAAGUAAGCCUAAGAUCUCGUAGAGGAUGGUACUGUUUUACUAGAAUGGCCCUUCAGUUGCAUGGGUUUCUUUCAAGAACUGAUUUCACUGGUAGAUUGGAUGAAAAUGCAGAGAAAGCAGUGAUCACUGCUAAAUUUCAAAAUAUGUUACACCUAUGUCUAGUGGGCUAUUUCUACGUGCUACUGUUCCUUAACAGUGGGGAUGAGGCAGAGGGAUAAGGUUUCCUCUUACGGUCAUUCCCCAUGACACCUUGAAAGAAAGGCAGAUCUUGUCCACCAGGAAACUUUUAACAGAAAGCUCUGAGCUGUGCUUUCUCAGCCAAUCUGCAUUUCAACUAGAAUGACAGAUUAGCGAUACUUCACUGGGUUGGAAUGUCCAGGACACACUCACCUUCUGAGUCCUAUGCCAUUCUUCUCCUUUUCUUUAAAGAGAACUAUUAUGUUGAAUCUUGGGUCCAUGUCUAGAUACUCAUACUAGAUAAAUCUUUCUAGUAUAUUCUUGCUAUACAAGCAAGACUCCAACACAGCUAUAGCUAGUCCCACAGACAACAGGAGCUCCCAAAAUCUGUCCCAUAUACUUUAUCCAUGAGCUCUUUGGGAAUACAGAGAAAGCAAGAUGGUCAUUUUUUAGUCCCUUCUUCAUUUGCCCCUGAAUCAGUCCCACAGGACUGGACUGGACUUUAAGUUAGUGGUUGCUAUUGUUUUAUACCUUGACAUGAUUCUGAAAGAAUUCUAUGAAGGGGGUAUUCUGAAGGUUUAAUUUGUGUACCAAUUUUUUUUUAGACCUCAUCUUUUAGAAAUUAUUAAACAUGCACGCACAUGAUUUCAACUUUGUAAAAUAAUUUCAAAUUCAUUCCCUCUCCAGAUUUUACUGCACAGUUUCCCUGUCAUCUCAGUAUUUAUAGAACUGGUUGAAAUUAAACUGUUUUGAACUAAGACGUAGAUACAUAUAUAUUUUUUUAAAGAGUGUUCAUAGAUGACCUCUGGCAUAAGGUUUGUAAAAAGGCAAUUUUUAACAAAAUAAAACAUAUAACCUCAGGUACAAAAUAACGCAUGCAUUAGUACUUUCAAAUCUGCCUACUCAAAUAUUAACCAAAGCAUGCAAGAUAACUGUACUGAAUGUAAAUUUACCCAGUGCAUGAUUAAUCUCAUAGGGUAGCUUAUUUUUCCUUGCUUCUGAACAAGGAAACGUUUUCAUGAACUAUGUGUUAAAGUUUUACUAUUUGCUUUUAAUAUCUUAUUGUCAAGACUGUUUCCAGGCUAUCACACUACACUGAACUUUACAGAUACUCACGCAUCUGGCUUAUGCAGCAUUGCAGCCAGUGCCAAAUGAAUCUACUGAGGAAUCCAGGUACUCAGACAUCUAAACAAGUUUUAGAAAACCAGUUGAGGCACAACAGAUCCAAAACUCAAACAAAAUCCAUGUGUCUGAACACUACUAAAUGCAGUUGUGUUGACUGCCUCCACGUAGCUUUGGGUUCAAAAUUCUGAAUAGUGCAUUUCAAAUAUUUUCUAAAAUUUAGGAGUAAAUUAGAAAUACUGGCCUUCCAAAUAAGGUGGGGAAGUUGGGGUAAUAUCAGGCACAUGAAAACCAUCAAAGCGGACAUGGGGGCUUAAUUUCCAUAAAUGUUCCAUAGGGAGUGUGUGGGGUGUCACAGCCUUGUCCUCAACAUGGCCCUAUUCAUAUAAGUCAGUGAGCUACUUGGGCCCACAUCCCUUAAGAAACUAGACUUGGUCAGUAUGUCUAAAAACACUGAAAUUCAGAGGUAAUGAGGUGAUUUCAUGGUCACUCAGGACACACUUGGAAGUCUUCUCACUGCCUUUUUCUGCAACCCCUGCUUUACGAAAAAAUAUGGGCAAGGAGACCAGAAAUGGGGGGAACAAAGCUCAGUAAGACUAAGUUGGGGGGUGUCUUAUGUUGCUAACAGCUUUGUCACCAUCUCACACACGCCAAACACACACAUAAGCUCAAAGACGGAAGUUUAACAUGUGGAAUUUGGCUUGAAUAAAGUUUCCGCUCCCUGCAACCUCUGCAGAAAUACCAAAAUAACGCACUCCAGAAGCCAGUGCCCCAAUCUCAGAACUGUCUUCUCAGGACCUUCUCUAUGAGAGAAAACUAACUUGCAGUGUUGCAGAGCGGGCAGGCCAAACCCUCACAGGCUCAUCCAGACACUUUCAGAAACGAUGCGAAGAUGAAAACAGGAACAGCGGACAGUUCUUCGCUCAACAAUAAAAUGUGUGUCCUUUCUUUUCUUUGAAUAUCUUGGAGAGGGAAAAUGGUCUGACAAAACAAUAAUAAGGGAUAUACAUACACACUCAGCUAGGUAGUUUGGCAUUUUCACUGAAAUGUGUAAAAAUUUUGCAGAGAUACCACAAAGAAUUGUGCAAUGAGAGAAAUGUUCACGAUUGAAAUGUUGCCACUAGUUAAAGGAAAUAAAGCAAACCUAAAUUUUUACCAAGGUCCUUUCAAUUUCUCCCAUUAUCACCUGACUCAAACUCUCUUCAACUUUCAUUGCCCAAAUUUGUUUACAUUGGUUAAAAAAAAAAAAAAAAA
Molecule: messenger RNA, 8165 nt
Organism: Hyaena hyaena (striped hyena)
Lineage: Eukaryota; Metazoa; Chordata; Mammalia; Carnivora; Hyaenidae
Gene: PEX5L
Product: peroxisomal biogenesis factor 5 like
Exons: 16
Coding region: 734-2752 (672 amino acids)
Biological process (GO): protein import into peroxisome matrix, docking
Cellular component (GO): peroxisomal membrane; cytosol
Molecular function (GO): protein binding
Source: RefSeq, a predicted model, not a curated record